AUGAGCACAGAAAUUAUUAAUUUCCAGGAAGCUGUCAAGGAAAGCAGACGGCGCAGCGACGCAGACUCACUCGCCCAUCUCUUCUCCGCCGUCGAUCUCCCGAAUCGGGCGUAUCUGGCCAACGCGGUUGAUCGACUGGACGGGAGGAUGCGCGAGACGCUCACACGCACCCAGCGCAGCCCAUUCGACGCCAUGUGCGUGUACCACGCUUUCGCUGUGCAUGCACGCUACAACCAACACCACACACUCGCGUUCCAGCACCAGCACACACUCGCGCAGGAGUUUAUCCGCUUCUUCCAGCCCCACGGUAGCAGCUUCGACCUCAAGUGUCUCUACACCAUCAGCAGGGAUCUGCGCACGCUCGCGAGGAGGGCAGACGAGGAAUGCACACAGACCCACCGGAAGCCAUAUGCCCUAGACGAAUGUGCUCGCUUCCUCAACAAGGCUUUCACUGCGUGCAUACAGCAUAAAUCCGCUGGGCGUGAAUCCAAGCGGUGGGGUGUAUACUACGUCAUUGGCCUCGUAUUCAAAACUUACUUUGAAAUAAACGCUCUGUCACUCUGCAAGAACAUCCUCAGAGCUGUGGCUGCAAUGAAGGACCUCAUGCCGCUCCACACUUACCCUAAAGCCCACCAAGUCACUUUCAAAUACUACACAGGUGUCUUGGCUUUCCUCGACGACAAAUUCGAUAAGGGUAACGAGGAUUUGACAUAUGCGUUGGAGAGAACGCCUGUGAAAUACCACAGGAAUCAAGAACUCAUCCUUACUCACCUCAUCCCCUUACGCCUCAUGCAGGGUGACCUCCCGUCCCCCCACCUUCUCGGUACCUUCCCCGCCCUGCACACACUCUACCAUCCCUUCGUCAACGCGCUGCAGACGGGCAACGUGAAGCAGUUCGAUGAGGCUCUGGUGCACGGCGAGCGGAGAUUAGUGGAAAGUGGUACCUAUGGCGUAGUCGAGAGGGUGCGCGAGGUGUGCCUGCGCGGUCUAUUCAAGAAGGUGUGGCUUCUCAACAAGAAAGCUAAAAUUAUCGAUAUAGCCUUGUUCAGAAUCGCGCUCAGUGUCUCGGGCGUGUACAUUGAGACUGCAGAAGUCGAGUGUUUGCUCGCAGGGAUGAUCUUCAAGGGAUACAUGAAGGGCUACAUCGCACACCAGCAGCAGAAAGUUGUGCUGAGCGAUUUCUUAGCAAACAAACCACACCCAUUCCCACCCGUCAAGAGCGUCAGACGGGCUAUGGUGGAGUUGCCGUUGUAG
Messenger RNA from Wallemia ichthyophaga EXF-994, 1254 nucleotides. Its product is annotated as Protein CSN12-like protein. Lineage: Eukaryota; Fungi; Basidiomycota; Wallemiomycetes; Wallemiales; Wallemiaceae. The record is from RefSeq and is a predicted model, not a curated record. Gene Ontology annotation, molecular function: RNA binding; double-stranded DNA binding. Gene Ontology annotation, cellular component: transcription export complex 2. The transcript is spliced from 3 exons. Bases 1 to 1254 code for a protein of 417 amino acids. Gene Ontology annotation, biological process: post-transcriptional tethering of RNA polymerase II gene DNA at nuclear periphery; poly(A)+ mRNA export from nucleus; transcription elongation by RNA polymerase II.